Messenger RNA from Penicillium angulare, 3561 nucleotides. Its product is annotated as hybrid sensor histidine kinase/response regulator. The transcript is spliced from 5 exons. The record is from RefSeq and is a predicted model, not a curated record. Gene Ontology annotation, biological process: phosphorelay signal transduction system; phosphorylation. Bases 1 to 3561 code for a protein of 1186 amino acids. Gene Ontology annotation, molecular function: phosphorelay sensor kinase activity. Lineage: Eukaryota; Fungi; Ascomycota; Eurotiomycetes; Eurotiales; Aspergillaceae.
AUGACACCCAGUACCACAGGGAAAGGGCGAGAAGGCCCGCGCAAAUAUGCAUACAAUAUUGACGCUGCCCGCGAACGGGAAAUGCACCUGUACCUCCCAUACUGGGGGUUCUCAGAGUCUGAAAAAUUUGCGCAGCAAUCCGUCGGCGAACGACCUAAUGUCUCACGCGAUAAUGUCUUGACAGCGUUCGCGCAAUUAGCAAGUUUGCGUCUACAUGCUAAAUGCGCUCUUAUUUCUCUCUUUGAUCGUACAACACAACAUGUUGUGGCAGAAGCAACCCCGACUCUUGGCCUGCGCAGUUCAAAAAGUGGAGAGGGAUCCGACUCGCUAUGGCGUGGUGUGCAACAAUUCCCGCGACAAAAUAUACCAAUGUGUGAUCGAGCUAUGCGUGCAUUCACGAAGGAAGGAGAAUCUCGUUUCAUGAUUCCGGAUUUGACUCAAGACUCCUGUUUCAAAUCUGCCUCUUUCGUCACCGGUGCACCGCACCAUCGAUUCUACAUUUCAGUCCCUAUUCGAUCACCGGAACACUAUAUAAUCGGCAGUGUUGCGAUACUGGACGAUAAACCUCGAGAAAAUAUGUCCACGCAAGAUAUGCACUUCUUGGAGGAGCUGAGUGUUACAAUUAUGGAGUACCUACUUUCCCAGCGUGCUAUGCGCGAAGAAAACCGAGAAGAAAAGAUGGUUCGAGCCCUUGGACUCUUUGUGCGAGGUAAAUCCGACCUCAGCGAAGGAAUCGAUAGUCGCGAUAUAUCAGAUCACCCGCCUGAUGGUCUUGAUCAUGUUAACAAGAAGCUUGAAGAGAUUCAAAUUUCCGAUCAAGCCGGCACAAAUGCCACUAAAAGUAAUAGGGGCAGAACUUCCACGUCCUCAAUCGAGCAAGCAGUUCCCACCAGUGUCGAUCAAAGUCGGAGUAGAUCACCUGUUCGGAAGUUCAAGAUGAGUGAAAACCAGGGCGAGGAGUCCGAUAUUGUAAAGGAAGAAAAUGAGCAAAGACCUGCCCUCACGCGUACUACUGAACGACUUCAAAAGUCCCUUGCUCCCUCUAGUGUACAAUCAGUUCUCAAUAGAGCAUCAUGUCUCAUGAACCAGGCAUUGGAGAUUGAGGGGGCCAUGUUCAUCGAUGCGAGUGUGUAUGCACGUCGUCAGAUGAUGGGUGUUGGCAGCGACUCGGCAGUUCAUAAAGGGGCUGAUAAUGAGCAAAAUCAAAACCAAAACGGGCAUAGAGGCUCAGAAAUUCCUCCAGAGCUUCAGCCUGAUUCUGUAGGGGAUGAUAAUGAGCCCAGAAGUCUAGUUCUAGGCUACUCGACAUCCACCGCUUCUGGUAGAGAUGACAACAAACUUGAAAGCCAUUAUGUGCCACUACCGGGAAGUUUUGUGAAUCAUCUCAUUGAGCGAUACCCACGCGGUAAAAUAUUUCAUAUCGAUAAGGACGGAAGCAUCGCAGUGAGUUACGAAGGGUUAGCAGAUGAUGUCAGCCAAGCAUACGUUGGCAAAGAAAACGAGGUUAAGCCUGGCUCUCCAAAGGAGAAAGGAUACCAGGAAGAAACAAUGGAGAUCAAGCAUUUCCACAAGAUCCUGCCCGAUGCUCGUUGUCUUGCCAUUUAUCCUGUUUGGGACUUCCAUCGCGGUCGAUGGUUUACCAUGAGUCUCGCGUGGACCAAUGACCCGGGUCGAGUUCUAUCUGAGCCAAAAGAUUUAACUUACAUGGCGGCUUUCAGUAAUACUGUUAUGGCUGAUGUAUCACGGAUGGAUGUCGAAGCUGCCGACAAGGCGAAGGGUGACUUUAUAUCCUCUAUCUCCCACGAGUUGCGAUCUCCGUUGCACGGUGUUCUUGGAACCGUGGAGCUGCUCCAGGAGACAGUGAACUCCUAUACCCAACAGGGUUUGGUAGAAACUGUCCAUAGUUGCGGACGAACUCUACUAGACACAUUGAAUCAUCUGUUAGAUUAUGCCAGGAUUAAUACUCUCACGGCAUCUCCAGGUCGCGGGCCAGGUGGAUCAGCCACGACAAAUCGGGAGCGGCCAAAAAUUAGCGUUCCGGGCCUUGAACAAGACGAAGACCUAAGCUCGUUGGUACAAGAAGUAGUUGAAGGCCUGCUGGCCGGUGCUGAAUUUCAAAGUCGAGAAUCAGGGACCUCAACCGAUAUCGUCAACCAGAACCAGCAGCGAUUUAGUUUGAAAUCAUCUAAUGGCGGGAAGGAAAGCCGAAUGAUGACGAUUGUCGAUAUUGAAUGGCAAGACAAUUGGCAUUACCCUGUGUAUGCGGGUGCUUGGCGACGAGUUGUGAUGAACUUGUUUGGAAAUGCUCUCAAAUACACAGGAACAGGGUACAUCCGACUCUUCAUGAGGAAAGACACAAUGACUGUCAAUGGUCAAAAGAAUGUUCCCGCAGCACGUCUCACUAUAAGUGACUCCGGCCGUGGCAUGUCUCAAGACUUUCUGCUUCACAACCUUUACAUCCCUUUCCUUCAGGAAAACACACAGUCUCCAGGCCUCGGUGUUGGACUUCAUCUUGUUCACCAAAUAGUGAAGUCUCUGAAUGGUCAAAUUCAUUUCAAGAGUGAGGUGGACCGUGGUACGGAAGUUGAUGUGUACUUCCCAUUGACAGAGCCACAACCAACUCUCGUUCAGCCAACCCAUUAUCACCAGCUCAGGACGGAAUUGAGUGGCAAAAGCGUUUCAUUCUUUACGAAGAGCUUCCAGCGUGGAGAUCUUGGAAUCCGGCCAGAAAUAUUUGACAACAUCAGAUUCAGCUUGGGUCGUAUGGUCAGUGAUUGGUUUGGACUUCAAGUGAUCAGUUCUGAUGAGCCUGACCAUGAACAUGGGCCGGAUUUCUUGAUUGUGACAGAACAUGAAUAUCGAACAAUGGCCCGUGAUUCAGCCCAGUCCGACGUUCGAAGAUCGGUUGAGUCGAGAGGUAAAUAUCCACUCAUUGUGUUGAGUGGGCAAGCAAGUAGUUGGAGGGUAGUGAAGGAGAAUGAUCGGGACCGUGCAAUUUUCUUGUCCCAGCCUGUGAGCCCAAGGACUUUGGCAACAGUCUUUGAAAAUUGUCUUCGCCCGCAAGGAAUCGAGGAGGAUGUCAAGAAUGUGAAACAAGGAAGCCCGGAUUCCUCUCAAUCCAGUGAACAGCGAAAUGAUACGUCUGACAAAACCGAAGAGAAUUCCGAGAAAAGAGUUCUAUUAGUUGAAGACAACGCUGUCAACUUGAAGAUCAUCGAAACAUGUGUGAAGAAUUGCGGAUUUAAAUAUGAAUCAGCGACCAAUGGAGUCGAAGCUUCAGAGAAGUUCAAAGACCAAAGAUUUGACAUUAUUGUCAUGGACAUCUCCAUGCCCCAUAUGGACGGGCUUACUGCUACCAGAAAUAUGCGAAAAUUCGAAAAAGCGCAUAAGUUAACCCCGGCACACAUUAUAAUUCUGACAGCUGUUUUGUCUUCUGAAAAACAAGAAGAGGCGCGGGUCAGUGGGGUGAAUGAUUUCUUGACGAAGCCUACGCCAUUGAAACAGUUGAGUCAGUUGCUGCGUACUCUGCCACAUCUCAACAACCCCGAAAACCUGGACUGA